Lactuca sativa (garden lettuce) is the source of this 1082-nucleotide messenger RNA. RefSeq names its product putative L-ascorbate peroxidase 4, peroxisomal. Gene Ontology annotation, molecular function: peroxidase activity; heme binding. Gene Ontology annotation, biological process: cellular response to oxidative stress; hydrogen peroxide catabolic process; response to reactive oxygen species. Gene Ontology annotation, cellular component: chloroplast. NCBI's taxonomy places the organism in Eukaryota, Viridiplantae, Streptophyta, Magnoliopsida, Asterales, Asteraceae. The record is from RefSeq and is a predicted model, not a curated record.
AUGGCGGCAAGAGCUCCUGUAUUGUCUGAAAAGUACUCGAAGGAGAUAGAAAAUGCGCGUCGAGAUCUUCGUGCUCUCAUCUUCAUCAAAAAAUGUGCUCCUAUCAUGCUUUCGUUAGCAUUGCAUGAUGCAUGGACUUAUGAUGCUAAUACAAAGAAAGGAGGCCCAAAUGGAGCAAUCAGGAACUACAUUCAUGGAGAAAACACUGGUUUGAAAACUGCAAUUGAUCUCUGUGAAGAAGUGAAGGCCAAACAUCCAAGAGUUACAUACGCUGAUCUCUAUCAGCUUGCUGGAGUUGUUGCAAUUGAAUUGAUAGGAGGCCCCACUAUUGACUACGCAGCUGGAAGGAAGGAUUCAAAAGAGUCGCCUAAUGAAGGACUUUUUCCUGAUGCCAAAGAAGAUCCAUCACAUCUCAGGGAUGUGUUCUAUGGGAAGGGCUUAUCUGACAAGGAUAUAGUUACACUUUCUGCUACUCACAAAUUGGUGAAUGCACAUCCCGAAAGAUCUGGAUUUGGUGAAAAACCGUUGAAGUUUGACAACUCUUAUUUCGUGGAGCUUCUAAAGGGAGAUUCUGAUUCUGAUGGAUCGCUCAAACAUGCAACUGGUAAAGCCUUACUUGAUGACCCAAACUUUCGUACCUAUGUUGAGCUUUAUGCUAAGGAUGAAGAUGUAUUCUUGAAAGACUAUGCUGAAUCACACAAAAAGGUCUCUGAGCUUGGUGUCACCCUACCUCUGUCACAGGAUGCCUCAUUUGAGGCAAGAGGUGCUGCGAAUCUUGUUUCCUCUGCAACUUUGGUCUUCCUUAAUUUCAGUUCCAUGCUUCUAGUUUACAUCCAACAAAUCAAUCGAAAAUGCAAAGAGUAAGCAGUAAUACCCACCCCCACCCCCACCCGUUUAUUAUAUUAGCUAUAUGAUAUGAUAUGAUUUUGGAAACAACGUAUCGUAUGAUCAUCGCAUAGUAACUUUACUAUUCACUGUUAUUUCAGGCAACAUGCCCUUUAUAUGACUUGUUGCUUGCUUUCUUAGUUUUAUGUUAUAACCUAUUCAUAUCUUUUUUUUUUUUUUUUUUUUUUUUUUUUUUU